Messenger RNA from Funneliformis geosporum, 1605 nucleotides. The record is from the annotation of a GenBank genome assembly. Lineage: Eukaryota; Fungi; Glomeromycota; Glomeromycetes; Glomerales; Glomeraceae.
AUGUAUAAACCUUCAAUCACUGGCACAAAUAACAUUCCAUUGGGGAAAAGAAGAUUAGGAGGCUCUAACGAAGAAGCUGAGGAGAAAGAAAUCAAAGUGGAGUCAAAUGUUGGACAUUCGCUCAAGAGAGCAAGCGAAGAACAUGAUCAACAAACAGAUGGAGUUGCUGAGGGACGUAGGCGCAAAAGAAGAAGCAGGUGGAGCGGAGAAGAAACAAAAGUUGAUAUAGGUGUUCCGACUGCUAUUACCUACAAUAUGUCAAAAGAACAAUUGGAUACGUAUUUAUUACACAUGAGGUUAGAAGAAAUUGGCCGUAAAUUAAGAUUAGGGGAUUAUGUUCCACCAGAAAGAGAAAGAUCGGCAUCUCCAGAACCAGUUUACGAUUCUCAGGGAAAACGUGUUAAUACCCGAGAGUAUCGAUAUCGCAAGAAGUUAGAAGAUGAGAGACAUAAAUUAAUCGAGGAAGCCGUACGAAGAAAUCCCGAAUUUAAACCUCCAGCCGAUUACAAGAAACCUACUAAAGUUCAAGAUAAAGUGUAUAUUCCGGCUAAAGAAUUUCCUGAAAUUAAUUUUAUUGGAUUAUUAAUUGGGCCGCGUGGUAAUACUCUCAAAAAAAUGGAAUCGGAGUCGGGAGCAAAAAUUAGUAUUCGUGGUAGAGGAAGUGUAAAAGAAGGGAAGAGUAGAACAGAUGCUGCUGCUAAUGCAAAUCAAGAAGAAGACUUACAUUGUUUAGUAACUGCUGAUGCUGAAGAAAAAGUCGCUAAAGCAGUUAAAAUGAUCAAUAAGAUUAUCGAAACGUCGGCUUCGGUUCCUGAAGGUCAAAAUGAACUUAAACGACAACAAUUACGUGAAUUAGCAGCCCUUAACGGUACACUACGAGAUGAUGAAAAUCAAAUUUGUACCAAUUGUGGUGCCACUGGCCAUCGCAAAUAUGAAUGUUCAGAAACUCAGAAUUUCACUAUUAAUUUGACUUGUCGAAUUUGCGGAGGUCAUGGUCACACUCCCAGAGAUUGUAUGGAAAGAAAUAACCCUGAAGCUUUGCUACAAGCCAAACAGAGAGAUCAAAAGUUGGAUAGUGAAUAUUUGAGCUUAAUGGCUGAAUUAGGAGAAAAUGUUGAAACAUCGAGGACUAAUGAACCUGGCGCUAAAGUGGGACAUUACGGUCCUUCGGGUGGUUCUAAGCCCCCGUGGCAAUCUCAUUCAAUUGCAGGUUCUGCUACUGCGCCACCUUGGGCUCCAAAACCGUCCAUGACUGCACCUAAUGUACAUGCUGGGACUAGUGCUUUGCCACCAUGGCAGCAACAAAAUAUUCCACCACCACCAGGAUUAGGUAGUGCCCCACCACCUCCGGGAUUAUCAACUUCUACACCCUGGAGCACAGUAAAGUCGUCUUAUCCACCACCUCCUCCACCAGGAGCUUCUUUGUAUCCCUCUACUCCUAAUGUUUCCAUGUACCCUCCACCUGUUGCUGCCUCGAGUUAUUCAUACGCAACUUAUAAUAAUCCUAAUUAUGGUGUCUAUGGUACAACUUAUUCAACGGCAGCCGCAGCUGCAGGAUAUCCACCACCUCCUCCUUCUACGGCUCGAUGGGUAAUUAUAUUAUAA